ACCAUUGUGUGGCUGGACUCGGCCGCCGCUGCGGUGUGAGGCGCGUGUUCCGGCUUUCGCCGUCCCCGCACCCGCACCGCGGCUCCUGCCCUGUGGUCAGCCGUUCGGCAGCCAGCCCUCGGGCCCCCCGCCCGCCACGGACAUGCCGCGCGUCUACAUAGGACGCCUUAGCUACAACGUCCGGGAGAAGGACAUUCAGCGCUUUUUCAGUGGCUAUGGCCGUCUCCUCGAAAUAGAUCUCAAAAAUGGGUACGGCUUCGUGGAGUUCGAGGACUCCCGCGACGCCGACGACGCCGUUUACGAGCUGAACGGCAAGGAGCUCUGCGGCGAGCGCGUGAUCGUGGAGCACGCCCGCGGCCCGCGCCGGGACCGCGACGGCUACAGCUACGGAAGCCGCAGUGGUGGAGGUGGAUACAGCAGUCGGAGAACCUCUGGCAGAGACAAAUAUGGACCACCUGUUCGUACAGAAUUCAGACUUAUUGUAGAAAAUCUUUCUAGUCGUUGCAGUUGGCAGGAUUUAAAGGAUUUCAUGAGACAGGCAGGUGAAGUAACCUAUGCGGAUGCUCACAAAGAACGCACAAAUGAAGGCGUAAUUGAGUUUCGAUCCUACUCUGACAUGAAGCGUGCUUUGGAUAAACUGGAUGGUACGGAAAUAAAUGGCAGAAAUAUUAGGCUCAUUGAAGAUAAACCACGAACGAGCCAUAGGCGAUCUUACUCUGGAAGCAGAUCAAGGUCACGGUCUAGAAGAAGGUCACGAAGUAGGAGUCGCAGAAGCAGCCGCAGUAGAUCUCGAAGUAUCUCAAAAAGUCGCUCCCGAUCCAGGUCUCGGAGCAAAGGUCGAUCACGUUCUCGAUCAAAAGGCAGGAAAUCUAGAUCAAAAAGCAAAUCUAAGCCCAAGUCUGGGGGCUCCCGUUCGCGCUCUCGGAGCAGAUCUAAGGAUGAGUAUGAGAAGUCUCGAAGCAGGUCUCGUUCUCGAUCUCGUUCCCCCAAAGAAAAUGGAAAAGGUGAUAUAAAGUCAAAAUCUAGAUCAAGGAGCCAGUCUCGCUCCAAUUCACCCGUACCUGCUCCACCCUCAAAGGCUCGUUCUGUGUCCCCUCCACCAAAAAGAGCUUCAAGAUCCCGUUCUAGAUCUCGUUCAAAGUCAAGGUCACGGUCCAGAUCGAGUUCCAGAGAUUAACCCAGAACUCUCAGUUCUUUGCACACUAUUACAGAACAUUUUCCUACUUGCUUAGGCAGUUACUCUUCCACAUUUGUACUUGGCCUCUUCUGCAGGAGGAGUCUCCUGAAAACAGGGGCGCACAGAAAUUUGAUUUGUGGCCAAAUUUGAUGAAAAAGAUGAGGUUCUAAAGAAAUGGUGGCAUGAAGUCAAAGACCCUCUCCCUUCUUUGUAGAAUUAAGAUAACUUUGAUUUUAUAGCUUUUGAGCUAAAAUAACUUUUGUAAAGAUUAAGCUCAUUUAGAUUUUUUUUUUUUUUAAGUAUUUCAGCAGGAUCUGCUGCGGGGGUUUUGUUUAUUUGUUUAUUUGUUUGCUUACUUUAAAUUAACUGUUUCAAGCUUUGAAUACUUAAGGCUUUAGAGGGAGAACUCAAUCUUCAAUUAUGUUGGCUUUUUAUAAAGCUUGAGUUAUGUAAGAUUUCAAUAAAAGUUUGCUACCAAGAUGAUUGCCUUAUUGAGUAGGUCACUAUUAAAUUCCUUUAAAUACUGAAAAUCUGCUGUUUGUGGAAGCAGUAUAAGUUCUCCUUAUGUGUAAAACAAGGCAGGCCUCAGACCAGCAAUAAAUUACUCAGUUUGGAUAAUAUUUUGUGCUGUUCAUCAAAUUUGCCAAAGUUAUAUCUGUUCCUUUAACAAGUUAAGUUAAAAAUAAAAGAUUUUGUAGUCAAUCUGUUAUACAAUUUUGCCUAAAUUGCUAGAUUUUAAAUAGUGAAACUUUUUUCAAACUUAAAUUUGAUUGAAUUCUUCAAGAAAUAGUUCCUAAUACUGGGGAUCUAGUUUAGCUUGGUAAUCCCAGUUUCUGGAAGUGAUCGCUGUAAUUAGUGUUUUGUUAGAGUAUGGUUCCAUGGUCUUUAAUGUUUGCUAUGUAAAAAUGGAAGUAGCCUUUCUUUGAUCAGAAAUUUUGUGGGUUUUUGUUCAAAAUGGAAAAGAAAUACUAUGUUUUCUGUUAGAAGAUCAUUAUAUUUAACAUAAAGGCACUUAACCUCAUUUGGUAAAAUCAGUGGCCAGUUAAAGUAAAAUUCCAUCCAACAGUCAAUCCCAUUUGUAGUUGAUGGGGUUAUGUCAUAAUUGGUUAGGUCAUCCUUGUAAACCUGACAGUAUGUGGUUGGUUUGAAAAAAAUUUAAAUGGAUAAACCCUAAACUUUUUGUACUUUAACAUGAAUGAAGUGUAAUGAAUACUGUGGAAGCCAAAUUAUACUUCAGAUUUGUGGGAGUUACUCAUUUGCCAAUUAGUCCAUACAUCCAUAAGCCCUAAUUAGUUGAGAUUGCAGUUUGAGAAAUGUUACCUUCUCUCUCUUUGUUCAGAUAGUUUUAAAUAAAGUAGUUCCAUUUACAAGUACUCAUUAACCUCUGAAAUCAAGAUGUAGGUUAUUUGGCUCAGCUUUAACAUCUUCCUUUGAGCUGUCACUAUGUAAGGUGUCAAGGGCUGGUUUGUGCUAGGGCAUGGUGGUACACUGCUCAUUGUGCCACGUAUGUGGCUAGAAAGCAUAAUCUAGAGUUGGUUUGUAGGUUCAAAUAAUCCAGAAGGCAUCUCUAGUAAAAUGAGGCUGUGUAGAAAAAUUGAGUCAAAGAUAUGGCUGUCAAAAUCACAGGAGAAGCUGGGAGUCCUUGGUAAUGAGUAGAAAGAAGUUAAGAAAUUUCUUAGCUUCCUGUUAGAAACUCCUAGAGCCUAAUCUUGGAAAUAUAGUGCCCCAAAAGGUUGGUGUGUCUUUCGUGACGUUAUUUACUUUGAUACUUUUUUUUUUAAUUUGAAUGUUUCUAAGAAAUGGGUGGGGUUUUUUUCCCAAUAUAAACUUAAGACUUUUGAGAGAAUAAAGUGGUGUCUGGAACUGUGGUUCAUUAUUUUGCAUAUUUUAGAACAGAAGCUAUGACUUCCAUGAAGAGGCAAGCCUCCACUGCUUUUCAAAAUUGAUAUUUAAGGACAGAGUUAGUUUGGGAAUUGGCUUUGACCAAAGUUCUCUUGUUUUCAGGGAAAGAACAAAAGCUUUUACAACCACAGCCUUUUAAAAGGAAGGAGGAGGCAAUAUUACAGUGAAUUUGGCUUUCUAAAAAGUACGCAGCAUCCAUCAAUUGGGCUUUAUUGUGUUAAUGUUACAUGGCAUGGUAAAAGGCGGGUUUGUCUACCUUGCUAGCAGCCCUGGUAGUGGGUAAUUGUGUAGGUAAAUGCCUGUACCUAAUUUUCUAGGAAUAGCAAUUACCAGCUUACUAAAAACCUAGUCCUAUUCCAUACCUGCAGACCUAUGUCACUGGAUAUGCCAAACCAUUCUAUAACACUGGCCCAUUUGAGAACAGAAUCGACUAAUGUUUCGUUCCUUGCUAACUUAGAAGUGGAAUCUGAGUCUCUACAGCAUGCCACAUGUCUGUCUGUGGCUAGAUGGAGUACUAAGCUGACAGAGAGCAAAGGAGAAGUGAGCGAUACCUUGAUUCCCUUUCCUUGAGCUGAUAGUGUUUAUUGGUGUGCCGUAGUGCCUUUAUGGCCAGUUUGGGUCCUACCUGCUCCUGUGACUUAGCUCUGCCCCUCCUGCAUUGUUACCACCUUUCAUCUUGAUAUCUUCUUUCUCCCGCUUUGUUAACCUAUUUUAUGCUUUUAUCUCCUCAAUAAAGUGCUUACAGAGGGAAA
Molecule: messenger RNA, 3831 nt
Organism: Equus quagga
Lineage: Eukaryota; Metazoa; Chordata; Mammalia; Perissodactyla; Equidae
Gene: SRSF6
Product: serine and arginine rich splicing factor 6
Exons: 6
Coding region: 143-1177 (344 amino acids)
Biological process (GO): alternative mRNA splicing, via spliceosome; mRNA splice site recognition
Cellular component (GO): ribonucleoprotein complex; cytoplasm; nucleus
Molecular function (GO): mRNA binding
Source: RefSeq, a predicted model, not a curated record